Klebsormidium nitens is the source of this 510-nucleotide messenger RNA. Lineage: Eukaryota; Viridiplantae; Streptophyta; Klebsormidiophyceae; Klebsormidiales; Klebsormidiaceae. The record is from the annotation of a GenBank genome assembly.
AUGUCGCCGUUUGAGAUAAUCUACGGGAGGCAACCGGUCCUGCCAGCGGAGCGACUGCUCGCGGCACGAUUCCGGAUAAGCCAACCCUCCACUCCAGAGGGGGAAGAAAGGGCAGAGCACGACUUCGACACCUCAGUGCAAGGAAUUGGCGAAAUUCGACGAGUCAACAUCCUUCUGCGGCAAGCACACCAAGCCAAUAUGCGGGCGACCGCCGCAGCGAAUAGGGACAUAAUGCAGAACAGAUUGCUUGACUUGUGGUCCGCAGCAGGCGCGAAGCAUCAGAAGAAAGCGCAAGAGGUUGCAGGGGUGGGGAUGGCUGACAAGGGGCCAAUUCCCAGCAGCAGCAAUGCUGCAACAGUGCAGUACACCGGGGAUGACAUGCCCCGAGUGUGGCGGCCUAGUCCAGAGGCGUCUUUUCCGCAUGGGGUCUCUCCCAUCACAGGGCUAACCGAGGAGAAGUUGCAGGGGGAACUGGCACAUGCCCUGGAAGGGAUUGCUGCCGCCCGAUAG